GAGCAGCGGCAAGGAGGCGGCGGCGGCGGGCGAGCAGCGGCAAGGCGGCGACUCUGCGCGUGGGCGGUGGCUCGCGAAUAGCAGCAAGGCACAGACUUCGGUGAAGGUCGAGCAUUCUGUCGUCGAAGAUGGUGCACGUCGAGCUCGACCCUGCGGACGAGUGGUCCGAGUCCGACGUCUCGGAAGAUGUCUCCGACUCCGAAGUUGGCGAUGGCCUGGACUGGCUCGACGCCGUUGAGGGCCCUGAUGGCUCAGCCCGGCCAUCCGCCGCCUUCUCGACCGUCGGAGGCGUGGCCGUGGCGCGGAGGCCGAACGCCCACGGUGGCGUGCUCUCCCGCCCUUUUCAGCCGCUCUCCAACCGCACACAGAGGCUCGCCUCCCACAUGCGGGCCACGCCCUUGGAGGAGUGGGAAGGUAGAAUGAACGUGGGGAUGUCAAAUUCGGUAACGACUGCAAUCAGGGACAGCAUAAGGGACACAGCAAUUGGCAAAACAAGGAACCAUGAGAAGGCCGAUCGUGCUACGGUGGAACAGGCCAUUGACCCAAGAACACGCAUGGUUCUGUUCAAGAUGUUGAAUGGUGGUGUUUUCAAUAAUAUAAAUGGCUGCAUUUAUACAGGAAAGGAGGCAAAUGUCUAUCAUGCAACAAAGAUAGAUGGCCAGGAGCUAGCAAUCAAAGUCUAUAAAACCUCUGUCCUUGUAUUUAAGGAUAGAGACAGAUAUAUUCAAGGAGAUUAUCGUUUUAGAUAUGGUUACUGCAAGCAUAAUCCCCGGAAAAUGGUUAAGACCUGGGCUGAAAAGGAAAUGAGAAAUCUUAAACGAGUGAGAGCAGCUAAAAUUCGAUGCCCAGAACCAUUGCUCCAGAAGCUUCAUGUAUUGGUGAUGAAAUUCAUAGGGAAAGGAGGUUGGGCGGCUCCUCAUCUUAAGGAUGCUGCUUUGUCGGAUGACAAGCUGCGUGAAGCUUACUUUGAGAUUGUUACGAUAAUGAGGACACUUUACCAAAAGUGCAAGCUGGUCCAUGGCGAUUUGAGUGAAUAUAACAUUCUUUAUUUUGAGGGCCACUUACAUAUCAUUGAUGUUUCGCAAUCAGUUGACCUCGAUCACCCUUUGGCGUUGGACUUCUUAAAGGAAGAUUGUUUGCAUGUUUCUGACUUCUUUAAGAAACGAGGUGUUGGUGUCAUGACAGUAACAGAUCUAAUUAAUUUUGUGAUUGAUCGAAACAUUGUGGAUGACGAUGUGGACGAUUACCUAGAACAGGUUCAGCAAAAGAUGUUGGAGAAUGGAGAUAUACUCGCAAAUGAUGAUGAAAUAUCUCCAACAGUCAUGGUGCAGACGUUGGAUUAUAUGAAGCAGUGUGAGGCUGAUAUAGCCAACAUGUCAAUGUUGCAAGGCCCAUCCUUCUUGGGUUAUGAGCCACCAGCGGAUAAGCUUUAUAACCAGCCAUUGCUAGGAUUUGUGCGGGCUGAAAGAAACACGCGUAGUGAUGAAAAGCAGCAAGAAGAGUUGCCACAUAACGCAGUGAAUGUGCAAAAUAAGUGGUCGUUGCAAAGUACUCCCAAGAUGGGACCUGAGGAGAGGAAGGCUGCUCGGAAGGAGAUGAAGAAGAAAGUGAAAGAAGAGAAGAGAGAAAAACGGCAGACAAAGAGGCCCAAGGCCGUGAAGAAGAAGAAGAAAAUGGCAAAAGCAAAGUGCACGCGGUAGCAAUCUCUGCGGGCAACAUUCCGCCAAUUUAUUCUGAAUGAAUUCCGUGAGAUAGUGUUUAUAACGAGAAAGGAUGAUGCUUGUCCAGUGAUGACGCAAUCCAAUGUCACUGGAUUCACAGUCGUGUUUUUCUUGUUCUUUUUGCUUUUUAAAUUGCACAGCCCUGAAGCGUAGCAGGUGUUCCAGCAACCUUGCAAAUGGUGCCUUGCUAAUGUAGUUUUGUUUUGCGACUUUCCAGCUAAGAAAUGUUUCUCUUCUUGCUUGUUU
Messenger RNA from Triticum dicoccoides, 1967 nucleotides. Its product is annotated as serine/threonine-protein kinase RIO1-like. Gene Ontology annotation, biological process: protein phosphorylation. The transcript has 12 exons. The record is from RefSeq and is a predicted model, not a curated record. Lineage: Eukaryota; Viridiplantae; Streptophyta; Magnoliopsida; Poales; Poaceae. The coding region runs from base 129 to 1700 and encodes 523 amino acids. Gene Ontology annotation, molecular function: ATP binding; protein serine/threonine kinase activity.